Molecule: messenger RNA, 927 nt
Organism: Mycosarcoma maydis (corn smut)
Lineage: Eukaryota; Fungi; Basidiomycota; Ustilaginomycetes; Ustilaginales
Exons: 2
Coding region: 1-927 (308 amino acids)
Biological process (GO): phosphatidic acid biosynthetic process; triglyceride catabolic process
Cellular component (GO): endoplasmic reticulum; lipid droplet
Molecular function (GO): acylglycerone-phosphate reductase (NADP+) activity; triacylglycerol lipase activity
Source: RefSeq, a predicted model, not a curated record
AUGGCUAACCUCGUCACCGCUAACGAUCCGCGCAAAGUCGUCGUCAUUACCGGUUGCUCGUCCGGACUUGGCCGCUCAAUGGCCAUCGAGUUUGACGCUCAGAAGGAGUACCGCGUGUUUGCAACCGCACGCAACGUCGAAGCCCUUCGCGAUCUGCCGGCAGGCAUCGAACGUGUUCAACUAGACGUCACCAACACCACUUCCAUCAACGACGCCUUCAAGGCGAUCACUAGCUCUACUCACAAUCGGAUCGAUGUGCUGAUUAACAAUGCCGGUGUAAACCUCGCCGUCGGUCCACUGAUCGAAACGCCAAUUGACGAUAUCCGAAAGACCUUUGAAGCUAAUCUCUUCGGAUUGGUCGCAGUGACACAAGUCGCCGCUCCUUACAUGAUUCGUCGUCGAUCCGGCACCAUUGUAAACAUUGGAUCUGUGGCCGCCAUUGCCUGCAUGCCCUUUGGCGGCCCCUACUCCGCCUCGAAAUCCGCCGUACACGCUAUCUCUGACACACUUCGGCUCGAACUCUCUCCGUUUGGCGUCAACGUUGUCGUCGUCGCCCCUGGAGCCAUCAAAUCGUCUAUUGCGGAAAACACAUUGAAGAACCGUUCCAACUCGUCCAAACCCUCUGGCGACGACGGAGACCUCGGCUACCUUCCGGCGGAAUCGCUAUACAAACACGUCGAAGAUCUCGUCAAGUUUAGGGCCGAGUUCAGCCAGCAGGGCGAACCAACGCCAAGCGAAACGUUUGCAAAGAACGUCAGACAAUGGGUAGCAGCAACUCGACCGGGCGCAUACCUCUUUACGGGCAAGAAGAGUUCGGUUGUCUGGAUCUCGUAUUAUCUACCUGUGAGAGUAAAGGAUUGGAUCUUGGGUAGAAUCUUCCAGAUUCACAGGAUCGGUCAGAACGCUCAUAAAAACAAGAACAUCUGA